Molecule: messenger RNA, 729 nt
Organism: Coniophora puteana RWD-64-598 SS2
Lineage: Eukaryota; Fungi; Basidiomycota; Agaricomycetes; Boletales; Coniophoraceae
Product: RWD-domain-containing protein
Exons: 7
Coding region: 1-729 (242 amino acids)
Biological process (GO): cytoplasmic translation
Molecular function (GO): protein binding
Source: RefSeq, a predicted model, not a curated record
AUGUCUGAGGGCGUUCUCACAGAGGAAUUCGAGGUACUCGAAUCUAUCUACCCUACGGAGCUCACUAUUGUAUCCGAGCGCCAUAUAGAACUAGAAGUCGAACCCGAGGAUAUCGUCGACGGUGCUGAUCCUUUCAAGCUGAAAUUGUCAGUUCAAUAUGGCGAUGACUACCCUGAGGCUCUCCCAGAGUUCUCCUUGGAGCCUAUAGAGGGCGAGUUGGCGGAUCAGGAGUGCGACAACCUCAUCGAAAGCUUGAGGAGUGUUGGAAAGGAAAACUUGGGAAUGGCUAUGACUUUCACAGUCGUUUCUCACCUACGAGAGGAGCUUUCAAGUCUAUCGAAGAACAGGCUUGAAUCCCAGAUACAGGUUGAAAGGGAGAAGGAACGAUUGGUCAUUGAGGCAGAAGAGGCUCGAACUCGCGGUACACCUGUGACCGUCGAGUCAUUCAAAGCAUGGAAAGCCAAAUUUGAUAAAGAGGUGGCCCAAAAAAAGCUUCGAGAGGAGGAAGAAAGGCUUCGGGCCCUGACUGCGAAAGAGAGAGAUGAGACCAAAAAGUUCGCAACCAGAUUAUCAGGCCGUCAGUUGUUCGAGAAGAAUCGCAACAUGGACGACGAUGAGAGCCUCUUGGAAGAAGGGACUGUAUCGGUCGAUUUCAGUCAAUACGAUAGAUCACAGGCUGAGCGUGAAGAGGAAGAGGAAGAUAGGGUGCACUUCAGCGACAGCGAUUAG